This is a messenger RNA of Klebsormidium nitens, 1406 nucleotides long. NCBI's taxonomy places the organism in Eukaryota, Viridiplantae, Streptophyta, Klebsormidiophyceae, Klebsormidiales, Klebsormidiaceae. The record is from the annotation of a GenBank genome assembly.
GUAAAGAGUCUCGUCAAAUGAAACUUACGCCAUGAGAUGAGGGAAUUGGAACCAUUACCACUUGUUCCUUGCAUGAGCCGAGGCCGUCGCCACAAGGCUUGCAUAUCCUGAUCAGAGGCGACGUAGCGUCGUAGGUACGUGCAUUGGCAUAGGCAAGGGGUGGAGGAGUUGGCGCUCUUGGCCUCUUUCGAGGGCUUGCAUUGUUGGUAGGUGUGGCAGCAUGGCUCAUGCCAUGGAGUGUGUCCGGGGCAUGAGCUACGGCCUGCUUCAAAAGGUGACAGGCCCCAGAGAAGCGACAGCAGGAGCGCCAGGAAACUGUGCAGUGCGGUCAAGCUUCCUGAGCACACUGACUCUUCGAUCCUCCUCUUCAGCCAUCUCAGGCCCUGCUCUGCCCCAAAGCUCACAGCUGGAAGCCCGGCGGUUGGGCUCCUUCAGGGUUCAGGCGGCCGUCGCAGAGGCAGAGGCGGAGGCGGAGGCUGCGACGAGCACGCGGCUGAAGAAGUUGUACACAGAGAAAGUGCUGCAGCGGCUACACGGCCCCGAGGGCUUCUCCAAUCUGAACCGCGUGCCGCGGCUGCAGAAGAUCGUAAUCAACUGCGGCCUUGGGGAGGCCAGUGAUGACGCCAAGUCGCUGGCGUCCACGCUGCAGGACCUGUCCACUAUUGCGGGCCAGAAGGCGGUUGUCACACGGUCCAAGAAGGCCAUUGCCGGGUUCCAGAUCCGCAAGGAUGUGCCGGUGGGGGUGUGCGUGACGCUGCGGGGGGAGGCGAUGUUUGCGUUUUUGGACCGGUUGAUCAACCUGGCGCUGCCGCGUAUUCGCGAUUUCCAGGGGCUCAAGCCCAGCAGCUUUGACGGGAAGGGCAACUUCCACCUGGGCCUGCAGGAGCAGCUCAUGUUCCCUGAGAUUGACUACGACCAGGUGCAAAAGGUGCGCGGCAUGGACGUCUCCUUUGUCACUUCCGCGCGCGACAACGACGAGGGCCUGCAGCUGCUCACCGCGCUCGGCAUGCCCUUUCAAGGAACAAAGGGCAAGUAGACACAGGCUGCGGCAGGGCCAUCGAGUGGGGUGCUAAGACGCGCAUUGGCAGUUGGGAAUGGGUUUCCCGACAUCAGUCCAAUCGUAUUGUUGGAUUCCACUGCCCUUGUCAGAGUUCGUAAAACAUAUACGAAUGAGGUAUUGUAAAGUGAACGAGAACAACAUCUGGGCAGCCUGCGUUGACUUAUUUGGCUGCAUCUUACGUCAACCACCAGCGCCUUCGAUGUUCCCCUUGCCGCCAGGCGUGACCCCCUUCAUCCCUUCAUGGAAGACGGUCUCUGCGGCUGGCCUUGGCGUCGAUUAUGUGGACUCGUUAAUGAGAUCGGACUCUUCUUUAAUCAUGAUAAGCUGCGUGCGCAGCGCUCAAGUC